Messenger RNA from Anopheles aquasalis, 2530 nucleotides. RefSeq names its product arrestin domain-containing protein 17-like. Gene Ontology annotation, cellular component: cytoplasm. Gene Ontology annotation, biological process: protein transport. NCBI's taxonomy places the organism in Eukaryota, Metazoa, Arthropoda, Insecta, Diptera, Culicidae. The record is from RefSeq and is a predicted model, not a curated record.
AAGACAUCGCGGGUGUUUCGUCUCCUCGGUGGCGGUGUGAUUGUCGCAUUUACGCGUCUCCGCGAACAAACGGGCUGUUUCCCUUUCCACUGCAAUCGUUCGUCGGCACAUUCGAGUGCCUUCGCUAGACCGGAUUCCACGGAGCAGAUCAGCCGCAGCUAGGUUGAAAAAAAGUGUCAACCCCCCGUGGGGAAUUCUAGAACGUCCGUUUCGACGUGGCUCGUGACUGCAACCCGCAGCCAACGCAAACGCGACCCUCAAACGACGUUCCGUGCGGGGUGUGUAUCCGCAGUGUGGUGGUGCCGUUGUGAUAUAGCAUCGUGGCCGCUGCUAUUUCGUCCUGAAAGAUGGGUUUGAAGGAUUGCACGAUCGAGCUCGACAACCCGUGGAACACGUACUACGCCGGGCAGACGGUAAACGGUAAGGUAACGUUUACCUUUGAUGCCCCGAAGAAAAUAAGAGGCAUUGUGAUAAAGUUUUCCGGCGAAGCGGAAACGAAAUGGAGCCAAACGGAAACGAAAACGGACCAGCAAGGCAAGCAGUACGAAUCGACGACAAACCUGACCGGCCAGGAGGAGUACUUCCAGAUUCAGUACUAUCUGCUCGGUGGUAAGAAUGCGGCCGAGAUGGAACUGCCGCGCGGAACGCACAGCUAUCCGUUCACCUGCGCCCUGCCGCCGACACUGCCUUCCUCGUUCGAAGGCGAAUGGGGCUUUGUGCGGUACACGAUCAAGGUGACGCUCGAUCGACCGUGGAAGUUUGACCAGGACCUGAAGAUGGCGUUCACGGUGAUUUCGCCGGUCGAUCUGAAUCUCAAUCCGCGCGUCAAGGACCCAUUCAAGCUGGAGCUGGAGAAAACGUUCUGCUGCUUCUGUUGCGCUUCCGGGCCGCUAUCCGUGAUCGUCCGCAUACCGGUGACGGGCUUCGUGUCCGGCCAGACGGUACCGGUGACGGUCGAGUGCGACAAUGCGAGCAAUGUGGGCGUGGAAAAAAUCGAGCUGCAUCUGCGCAAGCUGCUCGCCUUCCACGUGCACACGCCGCGGCGCGAGACGAAGCGCAAGAAGGAGGUCAUCACCUCGAUCCAGAUGGGUCCGGUCGAGGCGGGCAACAGUCAAACGUGGCAGCAGAACAUCCAGAUACCGCCGCUUCCACCGUCGAAUCUGGUCAACUGUGGGAUCAUCGACGUCGACUACGACAUUAAGGUAGUGGCCCAUGCAUCCGGGAUGCACGCCAAUCUGGACGGCAACAUACCGAUCGUGCUCGGUACGGUGCCGCUGGAAUCGUUUCAGCCACCACCGGCGUACACGGACAAUCCACCGGUCGCCGUGCACACGGCCGGUGCCGAAACCGAUCCUUCCAUGUUGCCAACGCAACCAGUUAGUCCGGCAAGCCCACCGAACAACGGUGCCGGUGGGGCGAUCGGUUGGAGCGUUGGCGGUGGCAACAUGUUCCCGAAUAUACCUCCACCAACAUUUGCUGAAUCCGCUUAUAAAGCGUCCACGAUCUCGGAUAAAAAUGAUUCGGAGCAUACGCGCAUGAUCGGUGGGGUGGAGUAUGCCCCCCGGUAUCCAACCUAUGCCUUUACGCCCAGUGCACCACCGGUAAACUAUUGAGCAGUUCGCUGCCAUACCCAGCAGCCCACGGUGGCAGCAACUCCCGGUGUACCGGCCUCGAUCGGCAGUGCUUCUAUGAUCACCCUAACCUACUUCAUUAGGAAGUAUAUUUCUUUUUCGUGCGACAAAACACGAAGGCUACUGUUUACAUUUAUUACUCACAAAUUGAACACAAAACAGCAGGCCAUUUCAUCGGCCGAUGUGCCGCCGUCUCGUGGGUCACUUAAUCCGCAGCAGCUAUUGAGAUACAAUAACGGCCUUGCUUUAUGAUUGAAAAGCGUUUACUUUGUUUGGCAGCAUAAGCUAAAAAUUACUAGUGUACGAGCAAGGCAGAACAAACGGAGGGGAAGCCUUAUCUAUACGCGUUUAUGCGCGCAGGCGAUUAAUUUUUUCCUUAUCAGGUGCUAUAUGCUAUUUCGUUUAUGAAUCCUUUUCCAUCAUUAGACAUCACACGUCAACGGUGUAAUGAGUGUUAUUAUUACUCGCAACUUCUCGAAUAAUAAAUUUAAAAAAUAUAUAGAAAGAAGAAAUGGAAAGACGUUGGCUAAGGCCGUGACUAGGGGAUACGUUAAACCACAGAUGAGCAGAGGUCCAGGAUGCCAAACCAACCACCACAAAACCAUAGACCCAGAUAAUUGGAGAAGCGUAGAAGGCUACUACUCCAAACAAACGCACUCGAACGAAUGUAUUUUAGGGAUUGACAAUGACUGCACCGUGAACUGCAAACAGUUCACUGACACAGUGCCUAGAAGUUUUUAAACUACGUAGAACGAACCACGUCGAUCCAGCAAGAAAUCAAUCCAGCCAAAAAUGGCGGCACAAAAGGUUUUGAAAAAACGAACCAGCUCACCAUUAAAAAAAAAACUUUAAGAACCCAGUGACUACAAUCAUAUUCUACCAUCCGUUUGUUUUAAUUU